Solanum stenotomum is the source of this 2165-nucleotide messenger RNA. RefSeq names its product pollen-specific leucine-rich repeat extensin-like protein 1. The record is from RefSeq and is a predicted model, not a curated record. NCBI's taxonomy places the organism in Eukaryota, Viridiplantae, Streptophyta, Magnoliopsida, Solanales, Solanaceae. Gene Ontology annotation, molecular function: protein binding. The coding region runs from base 136 to 2037 and encodes 633 amino acids. The transcript is spliced from 2 exons.
AAUUUAGAAAACAUCAACAAACGCUCAACCUUGAACCAUCCUUCUUUUACCUCCAUAUAACACCAUCCAUUUUCCUUGUCAACAAGAUUCUAUAAGCAGUCUUGGGUCUCACUUAGGGGGUCUUCACAAAAAAAAAUGACUAUUCCUCCAAACAUAAAGGCCUUAGGUUGCUUUUUUUUUCUUGUUCUUCUCAAUUUUCUAUCAUUUUCUUAUGCAUUAACUAAUGAUGAAGCAGCUUUCAUUGCGCGUCGACAACUCAUUUCUGGUACUGGUGAUCUUCCAAAUAUAGUUGAAUAUGAGAAGAAUAUUGACUUGAAAUUUGAAAAUCAUAGGCUUAAGAGGGCCUACAUUGCUCUUCAAGCAUGGAAGAAGGCGAUUUACUCGGAUCCUUCAAAAUUCACUAGUAAUUGGGAGGGUGCUGAUGUUUGUGCAUAUAAUGGUGUCUUUUGUGACAAAGCACUUGAUGAUCCUAACAUCAAUGUUGUUGCUGGGAUUGAUCUUAAUAAUGCAGACAUUGCGGGGCAUCUUCCUGUGGAGAUUGGUUUCCUAGCUGAUGUUAGUCUUGUUCAUAUCAAUUCUAAUAGAUUUUGUGGGAUCAUCCCUAAGAGUAUUAACAAUCUUAAGCUUUUAGACGAAAUUGACUUUAGUAAUAAUCGUUUUGUGGGGCCAUUUCCUAAGAUUGUGUUGGAGUUGCCAAAACUUAACUUCCUUGAUCUUAGGUUUAAUGAUUUUGAAGGGUCAGUGCCUUCUGAACUAUUCGAUAAGAAUCUUGAUGCCAUCUUCUUAAACAAUAACCGAUUUGUUUCCACUAUACCUCCAAAUAUUGGAAAUUCUAAUGCCUCGGUGGUGGUUUUGGCUAACAAUAAGUUCCACGGUUGCAUCCCUCAUAGUAUUGGUAAAAUGGAGAACACAUUAGAUGAGCUUGUUUUCACAAAUAACGAUCUCUCUGGUUGUGUGACCGAAGAGGUCUCUAAGCUCAAGAGCCUAACGGUGUUUGACAUUAGCAAAAAUAAAUUUGUAGGAUCCUUGCCUCGAGGUUUGGAGUUGAUGCAAAAAGUGGAAGUACUUGAUAUUGCAUCAAACAUGUUUAGAGGAGAAAUUCCAAAGGCUAUUUGCACCUUACCAAAUUUGGCUAAUUUUACAUUCUCUUACAAUUAUUUUGAUGAAUUGGAUGAAGGUUGUGCACCACCACUUCCAAGAAAUCCAGUGUUAGAAGAUAAGGAAAAUUGUCUAAAAGGAAAACCAGAUCAGAGAAAUGAGAAAAAUUGUCAAUCUGUUUUAAGCAAAAUUGUAGAUUGUAGUAAAGAUAAAUGUAGAUCUAAUGGUGAAGGGCCAGCCCCAAAGAACCCGAAAACCCCUUCUACCCCUAAACCACCAAAGACUAACCCACCCAAACCCGUACCAAGUCCAAAACCAAAGUCACCACCAGUUCAGUCCCCACCAACACUCGUGGCAUCACCUCCGCCAAUAGUGCCAAGUCCCAAACCAAUGCCACCUCCUGUUCAAUCCCCACCACCUCCCGUGCCAAGUCCCAAACCAAUGCCACCUCCUGUCCACUCUCCACCACCACCAGUGCCAAGCCCAAAACCAAUGCCCCCUCCAAUUCACUCUCCACCACCACCGGUGUCAUCACCUCCACCUCCAGUUCCAAGUCUGAAACCAAUGCCACCUCCAGUCCACUCUCCACCACCACCGGUGUCAUCACCUCCGCCUCCAGUGCCAAGUCCAAAACCAAUGCCACCUCCUGUCCACUCUCCACCACCACCGGUGUCAUCACCUCCACCUCCAGUGCCAAGUCCAAAACCAAUGCCACCUCCAGUUCAUUCCCCACCACCACCAGUGUCAUCACCUCCACCUCCUCCGCUCUCCUCUCCACCUCCUCCAGUCUUUUCUCCUCCUCCACCCAAACCUGUUCAAUCACCACCUCCUGCUCCUUUGGCAUCUCCCCCUCCACCUGUGUUCGAGGACGUUGUCCUUCCUCCUAACUUGGGCUCAAUUUAUGCCUCACCACCUCCACCAAUUUUCCCUGGUUAUUAAGAGGGAUGCAUCACUAUUAUUUCUCUUAUUUAUCUUAACAAAAUAUUAGUAGUUCAAAGAAAUAUGUACACAUCCACAUUUAAACAUGAAAAAUUAAAGAAAGUUUAUUGUUCUUAGCUUUCAUCUUC